GCAGCGCUCUCUCUUCCUCCACCCAUCACUGCGCAAUAUCUGGGUUUCCGGGCCCACUCUCUCCCCCCACCCCCCACCAGAGGAGGAAGAGGGAGAAACAGACCUCUACCUCCCCUCUCUUAAGCUCCGCCAGCUGCUCGAGGUGUUCCCCACUCUCGGCCCGGUGCUUAUCACUGAUCUGAGGAGGGUAGAGGCUUGGUACCUCUUAGCAGAACGAAGGUGGUUGGGGGGGAGGUAUUGGCCCAAUCCGGAGAGGGAGAUCUGGAGGGAGGUCAAGUCCAGUCAGGGAGCUAGUGGGGAGCAUCAGCUUCCUACUUUGGGUCUCCAAUCUAGCUCAGGAUUAGGGUUGGGGUUGGAUUUGGGAUUGACGUCGGGCUCGGGGUCGGACGCAGGAGGGAGCAAGCCUGAAAGUGCAGAUGCGGCAUACGACCCCCGCCCAACGCACAGAUUCACAGCUUCGCAAUUCGAUUUCCUGCGCACGCUCGGUACAGGCCCAUUUUCCCGUGUCAUACUCGCGCGCGACCGGCAACCGCAUAUGGGUUUACGCAGACUCUACGCAAUCAAAGUCAUCUCCAAAUCCCUUCUCUCCGAUCCGCAACAUAUCCGGCAAACCAACACCGAGCGGGCCCUGCACCUCUCCGCCUCGCACAUCAAUGCCUCGUCGUACGACGCAUCCUUCGAAGGCCGCUCGCCUUUCAUCGUCUUCCUCCACGGCACGUGGCAGGACUCCGCCCACCUGUAUCUGGUGAUGGACUAUAUCCAGGGCGGAGACCUAUAUACUGCGUUGAGAGCGAAAGCCCGGUUCCCGGUAAGCGUAGCGCGGUUCUAUGCUGCGGAAAUCGUGCUCGCACUAGGCUUUCUCCACAGGAUGGACAUCAUCUUCCGGGACCUCAAGCCCGAGAACAUCCUCAUCACCCCCUCAGGACACGUCAAGCUCACCGAUUUCGGGUUCGCAAAGUACGUUGCAGACGCGACGUUCACCCUCUGCGGUACCUGUGUCUACCUAGCACCAGAACUGAUCAAGCUGGAACCAUAUACAAAGUCCGUCGACUGGUACACUCUCGGGAUCAUAGUGUAUGAGAUGCUUGUCGGCCACCCGCCUUUCGAGCAGGGGAACAUUCUUGCGCUGUAUCAGCUUAUCGACGCGCACCGGGUGACCUUCCCUAGAGAGUAUAUGGGAGACCAAGAGAUCGAUUUCCUGCGGCGGACGAUGACGCCCGACAUUUCCAGCAGAUAUGGGCACAACGUCCCCGCUCUCGAUCCGUGUACUGGCCAGCCUAUACUAGGCAUGUCUAGCUUGGUGGGGGACGACUCCCUUCCCGAUGGGACGGAGGAAGUGAUGCGAGACCCGUUUUUUGAGGGCGUUUGUUGGCCGAUAUUGGAGGGGAGUGCGGGGGGGUACUUUGGCCCAAGGGGGGGAGUACGCGUGCCUUGGAUCCCGGAAAGGGAGAUGAACUUUCAAGAAUACGACGAGAUCGAUUUUGGAAGGUAUAACCAAGCUGCCUAUCCUCUCGGACACCGGUCUGGCUUAUUCCCGGAUUUCUAGUUGGCUCUGGCUCUGAGGGGGUUUACAGGAGCAAGAGCCUGAUGUUAAGGGCUCUGUCUACUGUAAGAUGUGCUUACUGUACCGUUACC
Molecule: messenger RNA, 1635 nt
Organism: Dacryopinax primogenitus
Lineage: Eukaryota; Fungi; Basidiomycota; Dacrymycetes; Dacrymycetales; Dacrymycetaceae
Product: kinase-like protein
Exons: 4
Coding region: 536-1546 (336 amino acids)
Biological process (GO): peptidyl-serine phosphorylation
Cellular component (GO): nucleus; cAMP-dependent protein kinase complex
Molecular function (GO): cAMP-dependent protein kinase activity; ATP binding
Source: RefSeq, a predicted model, not a curated record